UACCAACCCAAUAAACAUUCGGAUGACUUUUGGAGGACUUGAAAGGUGUCGAAGACUGCAUGAAAAAACAUAUCAAAAAGAUUAGAAGCAAAAAUGAUUACCGUUGGAGGCGAUAAUUUCGACAAAGCUAUAAAAAAAUGAUGUCAGUGAUUAUGACCGAUGAGUUAGCAAGUUGAUGUACUUGGAUUAUUAAAAAACCUAACAAAACCAAGAUUUCAAAUUAUAAUUUUCCAAACAUAAUAAGUGUUUAUCUCUUCAAUGCAUACUACGUUUGGGAAUCAACGGGGUACAUUUUUAACCCAGUAAAACGUUAAUGGUUGAAAAAUAUAGAUAUACCAUUCUAAGGUUAAUUUUGUACACGCGCGUGUGUACAUAAUAAAUUUACAUUAAUUUAUAUUAUUUCUUUUUAGCUUAUAUCACGCAAAAGUUUUCUACUACGAAUGAAAUAGUGAGAAAACGAAUACAACUUUGGCUGCAAAAGUAUAGUGAUCGUAUAAGUUAUUUUGUUUAAUACGCUUAUAAUUUUCUAAAUGUGAUGUUUUUGUAAUGUGUAGACAUAAUAAAUAUUGAGUAUACAUACUGUUACGUCCGGCCGAGAUUUCGAGCCGGCCGUCAUGAUCCAGGCGAGGAUCGCGGCCUGCGAUGACGCGUUGCCAAGACAACGCGCACGCUGGCAAAUUCACGCGCUCUCGGUGCCGGGCUCGAGCGAUCACGCGCUGCGAGCGUGCGGGCCACUCGAUCGGCACGUACACUUUAAUUAAAAGUAGUAAUUUUUGAUGAUCCGCGCUAGAGAUCAUUAAGACGCGAAAAGGGGAGUAAUCCUCCCCCUAGCCGGGUUCCCCCCGAGGCGCCUCAAAACUAUACAUUUAGUAGAAAUCGCGUAAAUCAAUCAAUUAACGGGACAAGGUAAUUAACCCACUAAAAAGAAACUGGCAAGCGCUCCCGCUGGCGCCGACGUGGCCAUGCCCACGCGGGACCGUUCGGAGUAUGGAUAUUGGGGGCCCAACGCCCUUAAUUGAUUGAUAAGCGAAUUAAAAGAGAUCGAACACGCGGAGGAGCACGCUGCCCCUCCGUGAUCCAGAAUCUCGCUAUCCUAACUCCACUCGUAAAAACUCGAGUGAAGAAUGCAGGCGAUUGCAGGGAACGUGGGGCAGUCACACACCCCGCGACCAAAAAUUGUGAAUGGGGAAGCGGUACUUCAUCUAGUGACCAUAGAGCCGUAUCCGGUAAUUCGCUAAUUGCCAAAUUACGUGACAGGCACUGGAUAAUUUACUGCUCCCCUUUCCACGCUCUUCACCCCCGAACUCAGUUGGGAGUAUAAAAGGCGCAGAUUUCGCGCAGAUUUUGAAGAUUUUGCCUCCUCGUCUCGCGCCGAAAGGUCGUUGGACAUAGUUCCUAUUUUCGAUUUAAAGACUUAGAAUAUUUUUCGCGCAUUAAAGACUUAGAAUAUUUUUCGCGCAUUAAAGACUUAGAAUAUUUUUCGCGCAUUAAAGACUUAGAAUAUUUUUCGCGCAUUGAAGACUUAGAAUAUUUUCACGUUAAAACUCAGAAUAAUUUCUUGUGUCGAGCAAAAGGACUCGACAUACAUUCAAUUCUCGAAUAAAUUGUAACACCAGAGAAGGCAAUUUCUCCCUCACCCUAUUAAUACGUUCCGUAUAUUACAGAUAGCGAUUUCCGAUCACCGUGAUCGUACGUGCGUGCGAGUGCAACCGACGUGUGAAAUCGACGAGUGUAAAGGUGCUAAUUCUCUCUUUUCUUAUUAUUAAAGCGAUUAUAUUUGUGACAAGCAGGAUUCUUUCUUUUCUUCUUUUUUUCUUGUGUGCGUUCCUUUCGCUCUGCGUAGAGUGUCGUGUGACAGUGGUGGUGCUUCGGUCCUUCGUGAAACUUUAUUUCCUCUCACAGACAGUGAGAGUUGCGAACUUGGCGCUAAGCUGUAGUUCCGCAAGGAACUCAGUGGCCCCCGUCAUACGCAGAGUGAGCGCGAUCGCGUUCUCUCGCGGCAAUCGGGAGGAUCGCCUGCCACGUUCGUUUAUCUCUCCCUGUCGCCCUUCUAUCCCUUCGAGGACACCCAGCCAACGGUGCGGGAAGGUGCGCGCUGUAAAGUGUACACCCUUCCCCGUCAACCGGCCCUGCGGAAGUCGGAAGACUUUAGCGUGGGCGCGGGAUAGUCGGCGCGCGUUCGCGUUCCGACAAACUGACAGCACCGGAGCGGACGCCGAACACGGCGCCGCUAUUUUACUAGGCGCCUCCACCCAAAUUCAUGGUGCGAGGUAUAUGUUCUUCGAUCCUCACUCUAUCCACACCUCCUAGUGAUCCACAGUAGAAUUCGUCGCGCGAAACACCUAUCGGUCGUGCCACCCGCUAGCAUACACGCGGAAUAAAAUUCUUACUAACAAGUUAAGCUUCGCGAAAUUUACUUCCGAGUAGAAAAUAUAAAAUAAAUUUAAAAGAGAGAAUCAAAGAAAUGGCAUUCUUCCCCGCAGAUGGGGAGAUCUCGCAGGGGUGGACGACGGGCGCGAUUAAGGCGGCUUGUUGAGCUGUUAAAGAGGGACACAAGGAACAGCGGGCCUGCUCCCCGAGAGACCGCGGCAGGGUCGUCGCGCAAGUCUCCCGCGCCCCCGGACGUACCAGGGGCGUGCGAAGUAGUCCCGCGCGCCGGCAGCCCCGACCCGUCGGAAACGGAAGAGUCAUUCGAUUACUCCCGACCGGUCGUGGUGCACCUGGAGGCAUUAGCCCCCGGGAUCCGCCUCCCCAGUAGAAUUAUCUUGAAAUUCAAAUAAAAAUGAACUAAAUAAAACUAAAUCUUUUAAUUCUCUCAUUCUCUAACUCCACAAUCCGCUGUCUCGUACUCUAAUCUCUCUCCGUUUCCGCUCGGCGGAGUAGAGAACGAUAGAAAAUAUAAACAAUUCGAUCCUUGGCCCCGCCGGACGUAACAAAUUGGUGACAGCGGUGGGAUAAAAUCAAGCGAUCGACCUGAAAAAUAAAGUUUCAAUUAACUACGGGAAAAAUCAAAUACGUAUAAAAUUUCUCUUAUAAACCAGAAUUACUCACCAGUCCAUAAGGGCGUAGAAUUAUCUGAGGAAGAAUCCUCCUUAUUUGUUAGAGAAAUUAUAUAAUUUUUUUAUUAUGUGUACGCGCACACAUCUAAGGCUUCUUCUCUCUUUUUGCAGUAACGACCUGCUAUGUGCAGAGUCACGCCGCCGACGAUAGAAUUGUCACCAAGGACGCAUGUGUCGCCUCCCGCCGUGAUUUUCGGACACCGGGCCUCUCUUGCAUACUGUUCUACCCUUGUCAAUUAUCAUAACGGGGAUCCGGAUUUGAACAUAUGCGUGAGAUGCGUCAGUCGCGCUAAUUUAAAGCCGCAAUUUUCGAUCCGGCAUAUAUUAAAGAUCAGUUCUCUCGACUGCAGUUACCUGUGUGAUUUUUGCGACGAGCCACUCGAUCUAAACCGUCGCGCAUCUGAGUGCCCUCGUUGUAAUCAAUUGUUCCCGUCCUUCGUGGCGCAUUUAGAGCGAAAGAACAUCGACUUCGAGGAGCUCGACCAGCCUAUCGUCAUCCACGCCGGACUCGAUCAAGGACCAACCGACCUGGUGAUUUCGCCUCGCCUCGCGUCCUUUAGCUUCGGUUUGCAUACCGACGCCGCGCGCAAAUUAAACUAAAAAAAAAUGGAGCACGCUAAUAAAAUUCUUUUUCGCGUAUACGAAGUAUUUUUCUUUUCUUCUCUAAAUGGUAUCGCAUGAUGAGUGCAUCAACAUGAUCUACGUGUAAUAUCGCCUGACGAUACUAUUUAAAAUAAUAUAUUUUGAGUAAAGAUAGAACGCGAUUUAAUUAACGACAAUUUAUUUCCUUAAAAAUUUUUACGACGCUUAAUUAGCCACGUUUAGAUCUUAUAAAAUUUAUAAAUAUUUAAUAGCAAAAAUGAGCAACGUAAAUAAAAUGGACGACGAAUCGGAUCAUAGUUUCGAAUACGCCGGAGCCUCCGACGCAAAGGCCGACGAGCAACUUAAUCUCGAGAAGCGCGCUAAAGAAAUAGCCGCAAAAGAAAAAGAAUUGACUCGCCGGCAUGAACUCCUCGAAACCAUGAUGCAAGCAAUCACAAGCGCGUUAUCUAUUAACCAAGCCGCCGCGUUUGCCGCAUCGACGCCUAGCGAUACAGCCGGUAGGACCACCCCUCCAAAUUUCCCAACGCCGUCUACUGCCGCGUAUCCCCCUGCGCAACCCGCUCAUGACGCAUCGGGAUUCUCAAGCGUACACGCUUACUCGAAAUCAUACGUUCGCGAUGCGCUCGAAUUAGUUCCCAAAUACGACGGGCAUAAUAUUCCCGUGUGGCAAUUCGCUCGCGCGUGUAAAAGAGCUAAAGAAUCUAUUCCGCUGGUCGACGAAGCUCUCUUCGUACGAAUGCUUCGCAAUAAAUUAUCGCAUCACGCGUACUUAGCAGUCGAAGACGAAACACACUUAACCGUCGACAAGUUUCUCGACGCGCUGAAAAGAGCUUUCGGUCCGGGCAGAAGCGCCAAUUAUUACCGCGGACAACUCAGUAUCGCUUAUAAAAAGCCGGGAGAACACAUCUUAGAUUUUAUCGGUCGUGUUAAAGACCUGAAAACCGCUAUUAUAGAAGGCGACCAAAUUACUUUUAAUCGGCCAUUAAGCGAAGCAGAAAUAAACGCUAUAGAAGCAUACGCGCUAGAAGCUUUUUACGAGGGACUCCCCCGCGAAUAUCGGUUAGAAUUAAAGGCCGAAGGAAAUUUUUCGGAAGCAUGCUCAAAAGCCAUUAUUAUACAUAAACGCCUCAAAAGAGAGGAGGCACGCUACAGAAAUACACGAAAUUCUCGUGCCGAUUCACAGACCACGCAACCGGUUAAAAUAUUUCAAGGCAAUACUGCCAACUUGCCUUCGACUUCGUCGGGACUUCGGGAAAUAAUACGCGCCCCGCCGACAAUACGGACGACAACGGCGGACGUAAAAUAUGCAGCUAUUGCAAGAAUUUCGGACACUUAGUCCACGAAUGCCGCAAACGGCAAUACCGCGAGAAUUACGCGAACAAUUACAACCGUACUGAAAAAAUUGAUAACAAUAACGUUACUCGGAAACCGGGAAACUACCCGCCGGCCUUGGCCAACGGGACGCCCCGAGGCUAAGGGAACUCUCGUCCCGUGCUCCCACUGGAGGGCACCCCAGGUACGUCCAUAUACUCCGAGGAGAUAAUCGAGACAUACCCGUCGUUGAGCUCGAGUCUCCAUGCUUCCGUGGACCAGUAGCAUUCAUGCUAGACACCGGGGCACAGCCCAACAUCCUAAAAGAAGGAUGCAUUAAUCAAAACGUCAAAAUUAAUAAAAAUAAUGUAAUUUCGCUUACCGGAAUUACCGAGGAAGUAGUUAACACCCUGGGAUCAAUAAAAGCUCGCGUAGUCGACGUCCCAGUGGUUUUUCACGUAGUACCGGAUAAUUUUCCUAUAAUUCCGCAAGGUAUAUUAGGAUCUUCCUUCUUCACAGAACAAAACGCUUGCAUUAACUACGGAAAUAAUAACGUUACCUGGCGGAAUUGCACAUUUCCAUUCAAAGAGAGAGAAUCUAUAGUGAUUCCCCCGCGUACGAAUCUUGGCUUCGUGGUUCGCGUCUCCAAUCCUGAAAUAAAAACGGGAUAUCUUCCGCGUUUACACGCCCGCCACGGAGUUCUCACCGGUGACUCUCUAGUCACAUGCAUUAACGACAAAACCUGCACUAGAAUCAUUAAUACUCUUGAUUACGAAGUAGAAAUACUAGUACCCACGGUAAAACUUCUUGAAGUUGCCGAAAUCUCGAGCACACCUCCAUAUCACUCGGAUAAAUCUCACGAGCCAAAUCAAUCAACUGGCUCCUCGCGAUCUUACGCUUGCCCGCCUCCUCAACCCCAUAAGGUUAAAUCUGAGACGCAACAUUCUAUCAAUUCACUUACUAAACUAAACAUGUCUGACGAUAACUUAAUUGACACUGAUUGCUCUACAGAACUCAAAUCAUUGUUCUGCACGUCUGAAAACGAAAACUCGCAUCUGCACGAGGAAUGCCAUUUCUCCGACGCACCUAAAAUUACAAAUAAAUUGUAUCGACGCACUAUAAAUAAAAAAAAUUUUAUACUAAUACUAAAAUUUCAAAUCUCGCUGAAUCUUCUAAUUGCAACAGUCUCCGUCUAAAUUUAGAUUCA
Messenger RNA from Monomorium pharaonis (pharaoh ant), 6180 nucleotides. RefSeq lists its product as uncharacterized. The coding region runs from base 3919 to 4998 and encodes 359 amino acids. The record is from RefSeq and is a predicted model, not a curated record. Lineage: Eukaryota; Metazoa; Arthropoda; Insecta; Hymenoptera; Formicidae. The transcript has 4 exons.